Messenger RNA from Cuscuta europaea, 1609 nucleotides. NCBI's taxonomy places the organism in Eukaryota, Viridiplantae, Streptophyta, Magnoliopsida, Solanales, Convolvulaceae. The record is from the annotation of a GenBank genome assembly.
UAGACCUUAGUGUUGUGGGUUGCUGCCAAUAGUCUUUAAACUAAGUCAAAUUUAAGGGCUGGUCGUCCUUCAUUGGACCGCCUUUCUUCACGCAUGCGCGUUUAGGUGAGGCCUUGUGCUAAGGCCCUAGGUGGCGCCUUUUUAAUCCUUUUAAACACUGUUUAUUAGGCAUUCAGUUCUAAUAAAUUAUGAGCAACUGAUACAAUCUAUCUUAAUAUAAUAGCAAAAGGUUUCUUGGGGCAUAAGUUCCCGCCAAAAUUGCAUGGACCAAAGGCUUGCAAUUGAAGAUUCUAGGUAUCCCGGUCAACAUGAUGAACGUCAGGGGGCUUGCUGAUUUAAAGAAGAAAAAGUCCUCCAAGGCCCCGAAGGGAACGGAUGUUGGCGUCCCAAAACCCGCCGGUGACUUCUUCAAGAAGCUGGAGGGGCCGUCGGCGGCCCCAAAUACUGAUGCAGCUGCCGCUGCCAAGAGAAAAGUUGCGGGCAAGGCUCCCGAGAGCAAAAAGCCGAAGACCGGGGAUGCCGGGAAGAAAGGUCCCCCCGUGGUCAUUGUUGACGAUUGCCCCGCCUCCGGGAUGCACGAGGAGAUGACGGUGGCGGAAGUGCCGGGGGGUGUCCGGGAGCCAUCUUCCGAGGUCCUAACGGUUUCCCUCCCGGUAGGUACGGCCGUGAUGAAUUGCACGGCUGACCCGAGGGUGCUUCUGAGGGGUAUGACCCCUGAGAUUGACAGAGCAGCCCUCGGGGCUGAUGAUGACCAAGCCCUUGAGGACAAGAUCCUCCGGUCUUCCCUCACGACCUGCAUUGCCCUCGGAGAGCAGGCCCGGAGGCUAGAGGAGUGGCGUCUUCGCAAGGCCGAGCAGGAUGCCAAGAUGUGGGAGCUCAUCCGCCAGAAUUCCGAUGCCAUCUGGCAGAUGGCUAUGCUGGAGGAGAGCCUUUGGCAGAUGACCCUGCGGGCGGAGGCCGCAGACCGGGGCAAGGCCGAGGCUGAAAGGUCCGCAGCUGAGGCCCUUGAGAGAGCUGUUAGGGAGGCCGAGGCCGCCAAGGCGGAGGCCGUCGAGAAAGCCCGAGGGGAUGCCAUCUCUGGUUUCUUGGCAGGGGGUGGUGAGCAGAGGAGCACAAGCAAUGGCUGUCCUCGGUCGUCGAGUCCUCGGUCGACGAGUGGUGCGAUGGGCCCGGUGUGGAGUGGUUACUUAGAUUUUUUUUAAGUAUUUCCUGCUGCUAGCCUUCGGAGGGGACCCUUCGGUUGUAGGCGUUGUAGGUUUAGGAUAGUUCCCUUUGCCUUGUGAUGUUGGCUUGUGGCAAUAAAAGCCUUAUGUUGUUUGUUAUAUCCCCUCGUCUUGUAGUGAGGUGCCGGAGGUGAUUCUUGAUUUGAUUUGGCCACCAUUUGAUAGUUUUGUUAUGUAGUGGCCUUCGGGGACGCUUUGAGUUAUUGUUGGCUGAGCCUGCCAUGUUUUGUAGUAUUUGAACCUUCGAUUUUAGGUGUAGCCGGAGGCAAUCCUUGAGUGGACUUAGCCAUUUGUUGAUGAUGUCCGUUGUGAAUGGUAUCCUUUGUACUUGUGAACUUUCACGUAACGGAGGCGUUCCCUUGGGGAGCCCUCGGUAUGUUUCUGUG